GUCCCGACUUGCCCGACCAAAAUUCGUAUCGGUGUGACGUGACAUCACUCACAUGACUAAACGCGUUACGUCACGGCCACGUUACCGCGGCGUUCAACAAAUUCUUUUCAUCCGUUCCUUUCUUGUUUCUUCCACGAUAUGGCACCAAAACAUCUCCUAGACGACUCGCCCUCUCCUUCAUAUCGCGCGGCAAAGCGAAGGCAUCUCACAGAUACUCCAGAUACUCCAAGAACACCUCGUACCAGCUACCCUUUUCUUCCUUCAAGUUCCAGGAGCUCCAAGUGCUCUCAGUCUAGACCAUUAGACUCUCCGUCGAACCCAUUUGGGCGGAAAAGGACUGUCGCUUUGCUCAACACUCUACCCAGUGUCACGCCUUUGGACCAGCACGUUCACCUGCGAUUCCAGUUCAUAAGACCCGGCACACGAAGAGAAGCCGAGGGCGUCUACCGCAUUGUCCGGGUGCCACUUAGCUAUACCUUCCAGCACCUGAGAUGCCUCAUUUCAUUUCUAUUUGGAGGGGACCAUGAAGACACUCACAAGAUGGUGGACAUGGACCAGUAUGAAGAUGAGGAGAGGGGGCAUUUUUUCGAGGUCCGAAAGAGGAUUGUGAUGUACCAGCCAAAGUACAGGCAGGCGACUAUACGUACGGGCGAGCCUUGGAUUCGCCUCUCUAGCGCGAAGGAUCCGUAUCGCUACAAGGCGGACUGGGACUUUGAUGACGACGAAGAUGGAGAGUCUGUUUGUGGAUCAGAAGUACAAGAACCACAGGAGGAUGAAGAAGAUGCUUGGCGUUGGGAGGCGGAGGAUGAGUUGACUCUUGCGAACCUAUGGCCCGAAGGAGAGCAUCCAGAUCUUGACCGUGGCAUAAUAUAUUAUCAUACUUGUUCAAUGCGAGAUGAACGGCCAACUCAAGUGCACAUCACAUACGAUCGCUCCAUUGUCGCGCGCCGCAAAGGGAAGGGUAAUUCACCACAUGUGCUUCGUGCCCGUGGAGACGUUUUUAUUUCUCCCCUUGCUGAGUUGGGGCCAUUCGAGACACGGGAGAAGUUCGAAAAUCCCCUCAUGCAGAUGACACCGCAUCUCUGGAAUGACCCGGCGGAUGCUUUUGCACGGUACCUUAGCAAAAAAGCGGUCCUCCCCAGCCCUGAUUUUGACGACGAUGAAGAUGAGCUAGAAGUAGAGCAAAACUCGUUCAUGUCGACCCCUGGUUUGACUGCCUCGUCGUCGUCUUCACCUAUGUCUUCUCCAAUCCCUCUAUCCUCUUCGCUGUAUACGUUCCCUAAGCACACCCCAGGACCGAGACCCUCUCAGCGGAAACGGAUACACUACAUGUCCAAGCGACUGGAAAGGUCCGGACGGGGUGAAGCCGUGAAAAAGCUCAGACGUGUCGCCGAGAGAGAGGAAAGUCCUGUUGAUGAUAUGGAGAAGAGGCGUACCAUUGCGUUCGAACGAGGGUAUGCAUCUGAGGAGGUCUGAGCUGUUAAGUCGGGCGUUUUGUACAUUAUUAUGUUAUUAUGACAUCUUGUAAAUGGCAGUCUUGAAAAGCAUAACGAGCAUUGGGGCCAUAUGGAUCCGCAGAUAUCAAGUACCGCUGCUAUGUGGCGA
Molecule: messenger RNA, 1605 nt
Organism: Desarmillaria tabescens
Lineage: Eukaryota; Fungi; Basidiomycota; Agaricomycetes; Agaricales; Physalacriaceae
Exons: 3
Coding region: 139-1476 (445 amino acids)
Source: RefSeq, a predicted model, not a curated record